CAGUAGAGGGCGAAAAACGUCAAUAGAACAUUGCCGUCUGUAUAUUACAUCGGCGUCGUUCCAGCAGUAGCAUUUGUAUCAGUAAAGCUUUACACAUCAUUUUUCAGGUCUUACCGAAACACCACCGUCGCGCGAUGGCGGAGCCCGAAGUCGAAGAUGUAGCGUUUUUGACAGCCAUCAACCAUUACAGGGACAAUCAAGACAUCAUGCACAAGUCCAGCAUCUACGAACACACGGCCGUGACGGCCUGUUCGAGGCGCACAGCGUUGAUCAUGGCGAGCACUACCCUUUUUUUGAUGUUUUUAUGUUCGCUGCUCAUAGCUUACGCCGGUCCGCAAAAUGAUUGCCCGUGCAUUGGCGAAAGACCUAUGUUUUUGCCCGACGACGAUGGAGUUAACCGCUCUCGUUCAGUCAUACCGAUUGCCACAAACGGCGACAUUUUCCCUUGGAACAACGUACGACUGCCGACAUUUGCUAGGCCUUACAGCUACCACAUAAAAAUACAUCCUAACUUGACGAGCUUAGACGUAAAAGGUCAAGUCCAAAUCAACUUCCGGCUCACCCACGAUACCGAUUACAUAGUUUUUCACAGCAAAAAUCUUACCCUAGUUGACAAACAUGUGAUGAACGCCGAUAACCAUGAAAUACGAUUCGAAGUGUCCCGGACGCUGGAAUACUCAGCGGGUCAACAAAUACUGUUAGAGUUCGAAGAUACGUUGUCGGCGGAAUUAAAUUACACUCUACUCAUCAGGUAUACGACUAGACUGAGCAAAGAACUAGAAGGGUUUUACUUGAGCAGUUAUACCACGGGCAGAGGAGAAAGGAGGUAUUUGGCUACCACUCAUUUCGAACCAACUUACGCGCGUUCGGCGUUUCCAUGUUUCGACGAGCCUCAGUUUAAGGCGCGAUUUCGAAUGUCGAUUUUGAGAAACAGAUUUCACAUAGCGUUGUUUAACAUGCCGAUCAAGGAGUCCGUGGACGACGGGUUAUACAUGGGAGUCGGACUGAUGAGAGACGAUUUUGAAGAAUCCGUGGAGAUGAGCACAUAUCUUGUGGCGUUUGUCGUUUGUGAUUAUCAGUAUGUACAUGCACAAACUGCGCAGGGGGUCGCCGUACGAGUAUACGCACCCCCUGAUCUACUGUCCCAAACUACGUUUGCUUUGAACACCGCCACCCAAGUGAUGGACCAUUACACAGAAUUCUUUGGUGUACCUUAUCCGCUACCGAAACAGGAUUUAAUAGCUAUACCAGACUUUGGAGCCGGCGCUAUGGAAAACUGGGGCCUAAUCACGUACAGGGAGACUUCGAUAUUAUACGACGAAAACGAAACAUCGGCCGCCGCUCAUCAGUGGGUAGCCGUAGUCGUGGCCCACGAAUUGGCCCAUCAGUGGUUUGGAAAUCUGGUGACUAUGCGAUGGUGGAACGACUUGUGGUUGAACGAAGGAUUCGCAAGUUAUUUGGAGUACCGCGGAGUGGAGCACGUGAUGCCCGGUUGGCUGAUGAUGGCUCAGUUCGUGCUUGACAAGACCCAACAAGGUCUGAGGUUAGACGCACUGUCUACUUCGCAUCCGAUAAGCGUCACCGUGCACGACCCAGUAGAAAUCGAAGCUAUCUUCGACUCGAUAUCAUACAGUAAGGGCGCUGCUAUUUUGUACAUGUUAGAGAAGUUUCUCGGUCUCGAAACUUUGCGCAGUGGUUUGAACGAUUAUCUCAAUACACACAAAUACGGCAACGCGGAUACGAAAGAUCUAUGGAGUGUACUCAGCAAACACGCUAACGAAACUGUACAAGUUAAAGCGAUCAUGGAUACUUGGACUCGUCAGAUGGGGUUUCCGGUGAUUAAAAUCACUCGCGAAAAUAGUUCAUCAUCGACUAACGCGGUAUCGUUUACUGCCAUGCAAAGUCGAUUCCUACUGACUGCCGAAAUAGCGCACGAGGUGAAGAGCAGAGCUGAACCAUCUCCUUACGAGUACAAAUGGUUUGUGCCAUUAAGCUUUUACACGGAUAUCACGAGCUUCCGCGAACAAGAAGUCGUCUGGAUGAACAUGACUGAUGUGAGAUUCGAAGUAGACCCAAAAGUGCGAUGGCUAAAAGCUAACGUAAAUCAAUCUGGGUUUUACCGAGUAAAUUAUGACAACGGGUUAUGGGAUGAGCUUAUUGGCCAACUGAAACUCAACCACGAAGUAUUUAGUGCCGCCGAUAGAGCGUCUUUAGUCGAUGAUGUAUUCACGCUAUGCAGAGCAGGAGUUCUUAACGUAACAGUCCCUCUGGAGUUGUCCAAGUAUUUAUAUAAGGAAAGAGACUAUGUACCAUGGGCCACAGCUUUAGAACACUUUCAAAACUGGAGCAAAUAUCUAUCGGAGUCGUCACCUUAUAGAAUGUUUUUGAGUUACAUGAAGGGUCUCCUCGGUCCUGUUGCACGAUCAGUCGGUUGGGAGGAUGAAGGGACACAUUUAGAAAAGUUAAUGAGAUCAGAUAUAUUAGCUUCUGCUAUAUUAUCUGGAAUCGAAGACGUGGUUAAAGAAGCGAAAAACAAAUUUGCCGAGUGGAUGUAUGAAAAUAAACGAAUACCGCCAAAUUUAAGAGAAGUUGUUUAUUUAGCGGGAAUUAGACACGGAGAUGUUAAAGAGUGGAACUAUUGUUGGGACAAAUAUAACCAAAGUCGAGUACCCAGCGAACGAAAAUUGCUUCUUAAAAUACUAGGUGCUACGGAAGAUCCUUGGUUAUUGCAAAGAUACUUGUCGACUACGUUAGACCCGUCAAAAGUGAAAGCGCAAGAUGUAAAAAUGGUCCUGGGAGUAGUAGCUUCUCAAGGACUUCAAGGACAACUGUUAGCUUGGCGACAUCUUAAAGCGAAUUGGGAUAAUUUACAAACUAUGUUUGGAAACGGCACAUUUACAAUGGGGGGUCUUAUUACAGCGGUUACUUCUCAUUUUGCCACCGAGUAUGACUUCAAAGAAGUAUCAGACUUUUUCCGUAACAUAGAUGUAGGAUCUGGCACUAGGGCAUUGGAACAGAGUUUGGAGAUGAUACAGUUAAACGUUCAUUGGGUCAAGAACAACGAAGUCCACAUAUAUAAUUGGCUGUUGAAUCAUGAAAAAGCUUAAUAAAUAUAAUAUAUAUAAAUAUAGGAACGGAAUGUGGAAUAAAUACCUAAUUUUGAAAUGUAUGAUAUUUUUGGAAUGAUAAGUCAAACAAUUGUUUAAGACUGAUGCGGGAAUAAUGAGAAUUUCAAAUCGUUUGGUGUUAAAUCAAAAGAUAAGUUAUACAUAGUAUUUUCGAUAUAAAAAUGGAUUGUCUGAUAAUGUUACUUAAUACUUUACAUAAACGUAUAAUGCUUCCAAAUGAAAAUUAUAAUAGUAGUUAAUAACUUUUUUUUUACGAUUCACCAUUGCUUACAUAAGUGUGACAUUAUUAGCGUAGCUAUGUUUGAUAAAAGUUUUCUUAUAUAUAUUUUGUAUUACUGAAUUAUAAAAGGGGUUUGCUGAAAUUCAGGGUUUUUAGAAUAACAAAUUUUAAAUGAAUUGAUUGUCUCCAGUUUGUGUUCACAGGGUUACUUAAUAAUGUAUAACAGUAGCAUAAAGUGUACUUUUUUUUCUAUCUAAUUUAUGUAUAACAUUUUUUAUAGUACAUCAUAAUACAAAUUACAAUAGACAAAACAUACUUGCUGUUAAGGCGGUAUAGAUAUUGAGCUAAUAAAUAAAUAAAAAUGCGUACAAAAUUAAUCCACGGAUCGUGUUGUAUUAUUUUUGAUAACUUU
Molecule: messenger RNA, 3760 nt
Organism: Adelges cooleyi (spruce gall adelgid)
Lineage: Eukaryota; Metazoa; Arthropoda; Insecta; Hemiptera; Adelgidae
Product: endoplasmic reticulum aminopeptidase 1-like
Exons: 14
Coding region: 135-3107 (990 amino acids)
Biological process (GO): peptide catabolic process; proteolysis
Cellular component (GO): cytoplasm
Molecular function (GO): peptide binding; zinc ion binding; metalloaminopeptidase activity
Source: RefSeq, a predicted model, not a curated record